AUGGCCCUCCGCUAUCCCAUGGCCGUGGGCCUCACCAGGGGUCACAAGGUGACUAAGACUGUGAGCAAACCGAGGCACAGCCGCUGCCACGGACGUCUCAGCAAACACACCAAGUUCAUGCGGGCCAUAAUCCAGGAGGUGUGCGGCUUUGCCCGCUACCAGUGGCACACCAUGGAGCUGCUCAAGGUCUCCAAGGACAAUCGCGCCCUCAAGUUUAUCAAGAAAAGCAUGGGAUGGGUGGGGAUGCACAUCCAUGGCAAGAGGAAACGUGAGGAGCUGAGCAACAAUGGCCCGCUGCUGCCCUGGGUGAAAACUUUCGGCUCUUUCGGAAGCGGUCACCAGGACAACCUGACUAUGUACAUGGACUUAGUGGAUGGCAUCUUUUUGAACCAAAUCAUGCUGCAAAUAGAUCCCAGGCCGACCAACCAGCGUAUCAAUAAGCACGUCAACAACGAUGUGAACCUUCGCAUUCAGAACCUGACCAUCCUGGUGCGGAACAUUAAGACCUACUAUCAGGAAGUUCUCCAGCAGCUGAUCGUAAUGAAUUUGCCCAAUGUUUUGAUGAUUGGCAAAGACCCACUGUCUGGGAAGAGCAUGGAGGAGAUUAAGAAGGUGCUGCUGCUGGUGCUGGGUUGUGCUGUCCAGUGUGAGAGGAAAGAGGAGUUCAUUGAAAGAAUCAAACAGCUGGACAUUGAGACCCAGGCGGGCAUCGUGGCUCAUAUCCAGGAGGUGACCCACAACCAGGAGAACGUGUUCGACCUGCAGUGGCUGGAGCUGCCAGAUGUGGCCCCGGAGGAGCUGGAGGCCCUGUCCAGGAGCAUGGUGUUCCACCUCCGAAGGCUCAUCGAUGAGCGGGAUGAGUGCACCGAGCUGAUCGUGGACCUGACACAGGAGCGGGACUACCUGCAGGCGCAGCAUGCGCCCAGCCCUGUCAAGUCAGCCAGCACCAGUUCCACGCCCAGCCCCACCAGCAGCCUCUCAGGCGAGGACAAGCAGCACCUAGCGGUGGAGCUGGCCGACACCAAGGCCAGGCUGCGGCGUGUCAGGCAGGACCUUGAGGAGAAGACAGAACAGCUCGUGGACACCAGGCAUGAGGUGGACCAGCUGGUGCUGGAGCUGCAGAAGGUCAAGCAGGAGAACAUCCAGCUGGCGGCUGACGCCCGGUCCGCCCGUGCUUACCGGGACGAGCUGGACUCCCUACGGGAGAAGGCAAACCGUGUGGAGAGGCUGGAGAUGGAGCUGGUUCGCUGCAAGGAGAAGCUGCAUGAUGUGGACUUCUACAAGGCCCGCAUGGAGGAGCUGAGAGAAGACAACAUCAUCUUAAUCGAAACCAAGGCCAUGCUGGAGGAGCAGCUGACUGCUGCCCGGGCGCGGGGUGACAAAGUCCACGAGCUGGAGAAGGAGAAUCUACAGCUGAAAUCCAAGCUGCACGACCUGGAACUGGACCGUGACACAGAUAAAAAGCGCAUUGAGGAGCUGCUAGAAGAGAACAUGGUCCUGGAGAUUGCCCAGAAGCAGAGCAUGAAUGAGUCGGCCCACCUCGGCUGGGAGCUGGAGCAGCUGUCUAAGAACGCAGAGCUGUCAGAUGCCUCCAGGAAGUCAUUUGUGUUUGAGCUAAACGAGUGUGCCUCUAGUCGCAUCCUGAAACUGGAGAAGGAGAAUCAGAGCCUCCAGAGCACCAUCCAGGGGCUGCGGGAUGCAUCCCUGGCACUGGAGGAGAGCAACCUCAAGUGUGGGGAGCUGGAGAAGGAGAAUCACCAGCUCAGCAAGAAGAUUGAAAAGUUACAGACCCAGCUGGAAAGAGAGAAGCAGAGCAAUCAGGACCUGGAGACCCUCAGUGAGGAGCUGAUCCGGGAGAAGGAGCAGCUGCAGAGUGACAUGGAGGCGCUGAAGGCCGACAAGGCCAGGCAGAUCAAGGAUCUGGAGCAGGAGAAAGACCACCUUCACCGAACCGUGUGGUCGCUGCGGGAGAAGUCGCAGGCCAAUGGCGAGGCCCGUGGGAAGGAUGUCGAGAAGGAGAACAGAGCCCUCCACCAGGCAGUGACAGAGGCCAGCAGCAAGCUGAGCCAACUUGAGUUGGACAAGAAGCAACUGCACAGGGACCUGGAGCAGGCCAAGGAGAAGGGGGAGCGGGUGGAGGCGUUGGAGAAGGAGCUGCGCCGGCUGGAGAAGGAGAAUGAGCAGCUGGCCAGAAAGGUGACCUCCCUGAAGACGGUUACCGAGAAGGUGGAAGCCCUGGAGCAUGAGAGCCGGGGCCUGGAGCUGGAGAACAGGACCCUGAGGAAGUCACUGGAUACUCUGCAGAACGUGUCAGUGCAGCUCGAGGGUCUGGAGCGCGACAACAAGCAGCUGGAUGAGGAGAACCUGGAGCUUCGGAAGAUGGUAGAGACCAUGCGCUUCACCAGUGCCAAGAUGGCACAGAUUGAGAGGGAGAACCAGCAGCUGGAGCGAGAGAAGGAGGAGCUGCGGAAGAACGUGGACCUGCUGAAGGCGCUGAGCAAGAAGUCCGAGCGCCUGGAGCUCAGUUAUCAGAGCGUGAGCGCCGAGAACCUCCGGCUGCAGCAGAGCUUAGAGAGCAGCGGGCACAAGUCACAGGCCCUGGAGCGGGAGCUGAGCGAGCUGGAGGCUGAGCACCAGGCGCUGCGGCGAGACGUGGAGGCCCUUCGGCUCACCAACAAGCAGCUGGAGAGAGCGGAUGAGGACAAAAAGACCCUGGAGCAGGAGGUGGCCCAGCUGGAGAAGGACAAGAAGCUGCUGGAGAAGGAGACCAAGCGGCUGUGGCAGCAGGUGGAGCUGAAGGACGCCGUCUUAGACGACAGCGCUGCCAAGCUGUCAGCGGCUGAGAAGGAGAGCCGCGCACUGGACAAGGAGCUGACUCGCUGCCGGGACGCAGCCAGCAAGCUGAAGGAACUGGAGAAGGACAACAGGGACCUCACCAAGCAGGUCACCAUGCACACGAGGACACUGACCACCCUGAGAGAGGACCUGGUGCUAGAGAAGUUGAAGAGCCAGCAGCUGACCAGUGAGCUGGACAAACUGGGCCAGGAACUGGAGAAGGUUGGGCUCAGCAAGGCACUGCUGCUGCAGGAUGAGAACAGCCACGGUGACACAAAAUACAAGAUUUUGGAGGGCAGAAAUGAGUCAACGUUAAAAACAGCACUGGCCAUGAAAGAAGAAAAGAUUGUGUUCUUGGAAGCCCAGGUGGAGGAGAAAGUGGACUUGAACCAACAGUUACAAAGUGAGCUGCAGAUGGUGAAGGAAGAGCGGGACCGGCUCAGGCAGACCCAGGCAGAGGCCACGCUCGUGCAGAACUCGCUCAAGCGCCCUCUGGGAACAUCAGCCCCCAGUCCCCAGGAAAAGGAGACCUGGGGAGCUGGGCACAAGGAGGCCACCAUGGAGCUGCUCCGGGUGAAGGACCGGGCCAUUGAACUGGAGCGGAAUAAUGCAGCGCUGCAGGCCGAGAAGCAGCUGCUGAAGGAACAGCUACGGCACCUGGAGACACAGAACGUGGCCUUCAGCAGUCAGGUCCUGACGCUGCAGAAGCAGAGCGCCUUUCUGCAGGAGCGCACAACCACGCUGCAGACCCAGACGGCCAAGCUGCAGGUGGAGAAUUCCACGCUGAGCUCCCAGAGCGCCGCACUGGCCACGCAGUACACACUGCUGCAGAGCCAGCACACGGCCAAGGAGACGGAGCACGAAGCGCUGCAGAGGCAGCAGGAGCAGCUGGCGGCCGCCUAUGAGGCCCUGCUCCAGGACCAGGAGCACCUGAAUGCUCUGCACGAGCACCAGUCCUCAGAGUACGAGGCCCUCAUCCAUCAGCACAGCUGCCUGAAGACGCUGCACCGGAACCUGGAGCUGGAGUACAAGGAGCUCAGAGAGAGGCACGGCGACAUGCUGAAACACAGGGCGGAGCUGGAUGAGCUGGAGGAGGUCCUCAGGGCAGAGCGGGAGGCGCUGCAGCAGGAGCAGAGGACGAACGCAGUCACCAUGGACGAGAAUCAGAGGCUGCGGGCGGAGCUGGACAGGGUCAAUUUCCUGCACCAGCAGCUGAAGGGGGAAUGUGAAGAGCUGCAUGCCCACACCAAGGAGCUGAAGACCUCGCUGAACACCUCGCAGCUGGAGCUGAACCGCUGGCAGGCGCGCUACGACGAGCUGAAGGAGCAGCACCAAACCAUGGACAUCUCGCUGACCAAGCUGGACAACCACUGCGAGCUGCUCUCCCGCCUCAAGGGGAACUUGGAAGAGGAGAAUCACCACCUGCUGAGCCAGAUCCAGCUGCUGAGCCAGCAGAACCAGAUGCUCCUGGAGCAGAACCUGGAGAACAAGGAGCAGUACCAUGAGGAGCAGAAGCAGUACAUAGACAAAUUAAAUGCCUUACGGAGACAUAAGGAAAAACUGGAAGAGAAAAUCAUGGAUCAGUACAAGUUCUAUGAUCCUGCUCCAAAGAAGAAGAACCACUGGAUUGGAGCCAAAGCCUUAGUGAAAUUCAUCAAACCAAAGAAAGAGGGUUCCAGAGAACGAUUGAAGUCAUCCGCGGACAGCCCUCCCUGGCAGUGUGAGUCCUCAGACCCUGCCUCGCCAGCAGCCCCUCAGCCGCUCAGAUUGCAGCCCGAGAACACCAGCAACUCUCCACUGGCCUCAAAUGGUGCCGAAGAGCGAGAUGUUCACAACGGGCCUUUGGGGAAAGGCCCUGGGGAUCUAAAACCAAAGCGAGGGUCCCCACACGGAAGCAGCCUGGACCACGCCGAGGCCUCCACAGACCCAGCCGUGAAGCCCUGGCCCGCAGAGCUGGGCUCCCAGACAUGUUCAGCCUCAGCCAUCACAGCGCCCUCCUCCAGCUCCACCCCCCUCCCCCGACACCUGAGUCGCACCAAAGGCUGCAGUUCAGAUGACAAGCUUUGCGAGCCGUCCCUGGAGCUCGAAGGCGCCCAGCACAGACAGCACGUGUCCCGGCCAAGCAGCUUGGAGAGCAGCAGAAACCCGUCCAGCAACAGCUCACCUCUCAGCCUCAAAGGUUCCUCCAACCAGCUCCACGGCUGCUCCGAGAGCUUCAGCAGUGAAGACCUGAUCCCAAGCAGGGACCCGGGCACCCUGGGACACAGCGCUCUCAGCCGCCAUGAGUACCCCCCGCCCCGGAAUGGGCCUGUCCCCCAGGCGGCUGCCCAAAAGAGGGGCCCGGCCACAGCACUUCCUGGGCUGCGGCCCUGCUCAGCCUCCCCCAGCAGCGAGAUGGUCACCUUGGAAGAAUUCCUGGAGGAGAGUAACCGCAGCUCCCCAACCCACGACACUCCCUGCUGUCGGGAUGACCUGCUAAGUGACUACUUCCGAAAGGCCAAUGAUCCCCCUGCCAUCGGAGGCCCACCCGGACCUCCUGCCAGGAAAGAGGGCACAAAGAUGCCCACGAGCUUUGUGGCUCCCACCAUCAAGACAGCCAUCAGCACCUCCGAGGGGAGACAGUUGAAACCCGGGCAUUAUGUGAAGCCGAACUUCAGACUGGCUGAGGCAGAGGUCCCUGCAGGAGCCUCCCCAAGACAGGUCCAGCCCCCCCAGAGCCUGUCUUUGGGCAGACCCAGGCAAGCCACCGUGUCCCCUGCUUCCCACGCCCCUGCCAGCCGGAGCGCAUCCCUGAGCCGUGCCUACAGCCUGGCUUCUGCUGACCUUCUCCGGGCCAGUGGGCCAGAGGCCUGCAGACAAGAAUCCCCUCAGAAGCUGGGGGUUCCUGAGGCCUCCGGGGGCAGAGAAACAGGCAGCCCUAGCCUGCAGAGCCCUGUGCCUCCCGGCUCCCACGGCCUGGCACGGGAGCGGACCUCCCAGGCAGGCAAGGCUGAUGGCCCCUGCCAAGGCCCAGGGCCCCGCAGCCGGCCACCAGACACCAGGCGCUUCUCACUGGCCCCUCCAAAGGAAGAGAGGCUGGCACCUCUGCAGCAGUCUGCCACAGUCCCAGCCAUUGCCACUACUGCAGGUGGCAGUGGCAGCAGCUCCCAGCACUUCUCACCUGCUGCAUCCUCCAGGACCAAGCCCAAAAUGCCUCCACACUGCGGGGAGGUAGCCACCAUUGCCCCUGUCCGGGCAGGGCUCAGCCUGUCAGAGGGAGACAAGAACCAGGGGCUGGGCCACACUGAGGGGCUCCUGGCCAAGAGCCCUGGUAGGUCCCCUGACCUGGCUCCCCAUGCCAGCCGGGGCCCUGAGGAUUUCAGCCGCGGAGGCAGCUUGGAGAGCACCUCCGCAUCCCCAGAGCCGGGCGGGGACCAGCAGACCGUGUGGUAUGAGUACGGCUGUGUGUGACUGUCCCGUGCGCCAGCAGCAGCUCCUGAACCCUAAACUACUGACAAGGCUUCCGAUCCUGAGGUCUUUCCUCCUGUUUGCGUCUGUGGUGCCGGGAAAGGGUUUAGAAUGGAAAAGGGGUUCCUACACAACUGGCCCAGUUGUCUUGUAGAAGAAAGCACUGUGCCAAGUCCUAAGAGGAACACUCUCCUAGGUGUGUGUCACGUCUUCUGUGUCUACAGCUUCCAGUAGCUGGAGUCUUUUGACAAAUCUAAUUAGCAUGGGGACCACUUAGAAAGCAAUGAUAAAACCCACUUACCCCAAAGCAGACACUAUUCAGUGGGCCCUGGUAGAACGCUCGUUGGCAACCUGUUAACCUCCAUUUGCGCACUCACACACCAGGCUCACGCUCACAAGGUGGGUUCACCUGGUGGCUCUGGAAAGUCCCACUCCCAAAAGCCAUUAGAUCCCAGGGGAAGCCCAGACUUGCCAAACUACCGAAAUGUGGAGGGCUGUGAACAGAG
Octodon degus (degu) is the source of this 6788-nucleotide messenger RNA. It is a transcript of the gene Ccdc88c, whose product is annotated as coiled-coil domain containing 88C. The record is from RefSeq and is a predicted model, not a curated record. Gene Ontology annotation, cellular component: centrosome; cytoplasm; ribosome. The transcript has 32 exons. Bases 1 to 6285 code for a protein of 2094 amino acids. Lineage: Eukaryota; Metazoa; Chordata; Mammalia; Rodentia; Octodontidae. Gene Ontology annotation, molecular function: dynein light intermediate chain binding; microtubule binding; structural constituent of ribosome. Gene Ontology annotation, biological process: cytoplasmic microtubule organization; translation; cytoskeleton-dependent intracellular transport.